Messenger RNA from Symbiodinium natans, 2271 nucleotides. NCBI's taxonomy places the organism in Eukaryota, Dinophyceae, Suessiales, Symbiodiniaceae. The record is from the annotation of a GenBank genome assembly.
AUGGCUCCUAGAAAAGGCAGUCUCGAAGCCGCCUUCGCACGAAAGGAGAAAGGCGAUACACUGACAACACCGCCCAGCAAGCAAAGUCAAGUGGCCACGAAUGGCGCAGAUGGCACUCCAGAAGCUCCCGCCAAGCGGAGGCGGCUGGAAAAGGGCGUGGCCCAAACGACUCCGACCAAGCCUGAGAAAGUGCUGGAGAAGGUACCAGAGGUGACACUUCACUCGGGAGAAACCGGUCCAUGGUCGCUCUGGCAUGGCGGAUCCGCUGGCAAGGACGCGAAGGAGUUACAAUGUCCGGCUUUCGAUCCCAAGCUUCGAGAAGCAGAGUUCCCUGUUGGGAAGCCGGUCAGCUUCUCCUUGCUUUCGGGAGCCUUGCUGGAGAUAGAGGAGCUGAAAGGAAGCGGCAAGGGUUCGCGCAAGACGAUGACUGUCAUCCUGAGCAACUUGUUUCGGCUGCUGAUGCAUGUGCAGCCACAGGACAUCAUUGCGGCAGUUUACAUUCUCAUCAACAAGGUCGCUCCAGAUUACGAAGCAGCUGAACUAGGCGUUGGUGAUUCCAUCAUCAUCAAAGCCCUUUGUGAAAAUUUUGGUAGGUCAGAGGCCACCAUCAAGCAUUCUCUGGCAUCCGGGGAGGCCAAGGACCUCGGUGAGGUAGCGUUGCAGAGCCGCAUGUCGCAGAAGAUGCUCAUGAUGCCACCAAAGCUCACGAUUGCGAAGGUCUUCAGCGAAAUGAAAGCAAUUGCUCACUCAGCAGGCAAAGAGUCGCAGAAGGCAAAGAAGGAGAAAAUUCAGAAGCUUCUGGUGGCCUCCAGAGGGGAAGAGGCAAAGUUCAUCGUCCGGAUGUUGCAAGCGAAGCUGCGAAUUGGAAUUCAAAUCCCGACCCUCCUGCAGGCUUUGGCCUAUGCUUUCACGCUCACGAAGCCUGGCCAGCCCAGUGGACCCGCCGCGGUCACAGACAGGAGAAAGGGCCAGGCAAAGUUGUCUGCAGCAGAACUGGAGCCGCAGAUGAUUGUCAUGGAGGCAGCAGUGCGACAGGCCUUCAGUGAGCUGCCGAACUUCGACAAGCUGAUUGGAGCUUUGAUGGAGGGCCGCGAUGGAAGCUCCUUGCUGGAAGUGUGCCGCAUCUCUGUUGGUGUUCCUGUCAAGCCGAUGCUGGCAAAGCCUUCCAAAGGCAUAGCCGAGGUCGGUGAAAGACUGGCGGGCAAACGGUUUACUGGUGAGUGGAAGUACGAUGGCGAGCGAGCACAAAUCCACGUCCUCUCCAGGGAUGUUAUCCAGAUCUACAGCCGGAACUCUGAGAACAUGACAGAAAAGUAUCCGGAUGUCAUCGAGGUGGUCAAGCAGUCGCUCGCAGAGGAUGUUCACAGCUGUAUCAUCGACAGCGAGCUGGUUGCUUUCGACCAGGUGAACAAAAAGAUCUUGCCUUUCCAGGUUCUGACAACAAGAGGUCGCAAAAACAUCACGGUGGAGGACAUCAAGGUGAAUGUGUGUCUCUUUGCCUUCGACUGCAUGCUGAUCAACGGGCAACCUCUUGUCAAGGAGCCCUUGGAAGUACGAAGAGACAAGCUGUGGAAGAUCCUGUGGCCUUCGGAGGGCAAGGUUACCUUUGCAGUUUAUCGAAAUUUCAGCGAUAUCAACGAGGAGGAAAUUCAGGCCUUUUUGGACGAAUCCAUUGCGGGCUCGUGCGAGGGUUUGAUGCUCAAGACCCUCACCGAGAAUGCAACGUACGAGCCGUCCAAGAGGUCACUCAACUGGCUGAAGCUCAAGAAGGACUACCUUGAAGGUAUGGCUGACAGCAUCGAUGUGGUGCCGAUCGGGGCCUACUACGGCAAGGGAAAGCGCUCCGGCGCUUAUGGGGCAUACCUACUUGCAAUUUAUGACCAGGAGAAUGAAGAAUUCCAGACUGUGUGCAAAGCGGGCACUGGCUUCUCCGACGAGGACCUGGUAACCCACUACGGCUUCUUCAAAACCCACCAACGCCCGUGCGCAGAGACCAAUUACAAUGUGAAUGACAAGCUGAAGCCAGAUGUGUGGUUGGAGCCCUGCCAGGUCUGGGAGAUCAGAGCAGCCGAUUUGAGCAUCUCUCCCGUGCACACGAGCGCCUUCGGCGUGAAGGCAGACGGAAAGGGAAUCGGCCUCCGAUUUCCACGCUUCCUUCGAAUCCGGGAUGACAAGACUCCCGAGGAGUCCACGGGAGCCGAGCAGAUUGUUGAGAUGUUCGAGGCGCAGGCCUCCGUUUCCGGUACAGCAGCCGCAGAUGACGACUUUUAA